This is a messenger RNA of Rubroshorea leprosula, 1963 nucleotides long. The record is from the annotation of a GenBank genome assembly. Lineage: Eukaryota; Viridiplantae; Streptophyta; Magnoliopsida; Malvales; Dipterocarpaceae.
AACAUCUCCGGAGCUGACCAAUCUACCCUUGUGGUGAUUCCUGAUUCUGUGUGUCCAAAGCUCCCCUGUUUGGUUGGACAAAGAUUUUUUGCAACUAAUCUCUCCCUGCUUAUCUCCAGUGACAUUGUCUUCUAUCUGAUCCAAAUUUUCUCGCCUUUUUUUCCAGUGAAACAAACACAAGCCUACCCGGAAUCUUUCUGAAACCAGUCAUGACCCAAGUUGAUGUUCAGUCAAAUAACUCCAGAGAACCCACUACCCAAAACCCCAUAGAAUUAUCUGAAGAGCUUCCGGUCACCACCAAGCUCAAGAUGUCCAAGAAGUUAACCCUCGUCCCCCUCAUCUUCCUCAUCUAUUUUGAAGUCGCCGGUGGACCCUUUGGGGAAGAGCCGGCUGUCAAGGCGGCAGGACCCCUAUUAGCACUUAUCGGAUUCUUGGUAUUCCCCUUCAUCUGGAGUAUCCCGGAAGCUCUGGUCACCGCGGAGCUCUCCACUGCUUUUCCUGGGAAUGGAGGGUUUGUUGUGUGGGCUGAUCGAGCAUUUGGCCCCUUUUUGGGGUCCAUGAUGGGUUCGUGGAAAUUCCUCAGUGGUGUCAUCAAUAUUGCGGCUUUCCCAGUUCUUUGCAUAGAUUAUCUGCAAAAGAUCAUCCCUGCUCUGGCUUCAGGUUGGCCUCGAUACAUCUCCAUCUCCAUUUCCACUUUACUGCUAUCCUUUGUCAACUUUACCGGAAUAACCAUAGUUGGCUGGGCUGCUGUUCUGCUCGGUGUAGUCUCACUUUCACCUUUUAUAGUAAUGUCUGCAAUUGCAAUCCCCAAGAUCCAUCCACAUAGGUGGCUCAGUUUGGGGGAGAAAAAGAAAGAUUGGAAUCUGUAUUUCAAUACCCUUUUCUGGAAUUUAAACUUUUGGGAUAAUGUUAGUACUUUAGCUGGAGAAGUAGACAAACCCCAGAAAACAUUUCCUCUGGCUUUACUUGUGGCUGUGAUUUUCACCUGCAUAGCUUACCUGAUUCCCCUCUUUGCUGUUACUGGUGCUGUCACCGUUGACCAAAGUGAAUGGGAAGCAGGGUUCCAUGCUACUGCUGCAGAGAUGAUUGCAGGGAAAUGGCUUAAAAUUUGGAUUGAAGUCGGUGCUGUGUUAUCAUCAAUUGGUUUGUUUGAAGCACAGUUGAGCAGCAGUGCUUUUCAACUUGAGGGUAUGGCAGAUAUAGGCCUUUUGCCCAAGUUCUUUAGUCUCAGAUCCAAAUGGUUCAAUACUCCUUGGGUGGGGAUAUUGAUCUCAACUUUGAUCUCACUUGGUGUCUCAUACAUGACUUAUACAGAUAUCAUAUCAUCUGCAAAUCUCUUGUAUAGUUUUGGUAUGUUGUUGGAAUUUGCAUCAUUUAUAUGGCUGCGGAGGAAGCUGCCAGAAUUGAAAAGGCCUUACCGGGUUCCUCUGAGAAUUCCGGGGUUAGUGGCAGUGUGCUUGGUACCAUCUGCAUUCUUGGUAGUUAUCAUGGUCUUUGCUACUAAGAUGGUGUAUUUGGUGUGUGGCCUGAUGACUGUGGGAGCUGUUGGAUGGUACUUUUUGAUGAAGUUUUGCAGGCAAAAGAAGCUGUUCAAGUUCAACAGUGCUGAAAAUGAAGAAAGAUUUGACUGUGGGAGCUGUUGGAUGGUACUUUUUGAUAAAGUUUUGCAGGCAAAGAAGCUGUUCAAGUUCAACAGUGCUGAAAAUGAAGAAAGAUUUCAUCAAUGAGAGACUUCACUGAAGUUGUAAUGUGGGGGAAUAAUGGAACAUAUGAAUUGAACUUGCUCAGGACUAAAUUGCACAAUGCCUUAAUGUAAUGGUAUUAUGAGAAAGGGAAAUGUACCAAUUUGUUAAUUUAGAUGCCCUUUCUUCCUUCCUAAUUCCUAUUUGCAGAUAGUUUAGAUAUAGGGGUGAGAAGAAUCUUUUCUUUUGUAAUGUUUUUGGAAUAAAGUUAUAUACUUGUG